Molecule: messenger RNA, 2682 nt
Organism: Durusdinium trenchii
Lineage: Eukaryota; Dinophyceae; Suessiales; Symbiodiniaceae
Source: the annotation of a GenBank genome assembly
AUGAUGCAGACGGAGCGCUGGAGUGUGCCAAUGAGGUCUUGGAGACCAUCCGUGGUAAAGGGCCCUCUGACAAGGCUUCAGAGGUUUCUGCACUUUGUGCCUGUGUCGACGCCUACUUGGCACUGGGAGAUGCAACGAAGGCAUUGGCCAAAGCCGAAGAGGCCCUGGCCAUCGCCAAGCCGCUGGCCGGUAGCCUCUCUGAGGCGUCCACUGAGACGGCGGGUCCGAGAACCACGCAUGGAGGACGGUGGAACGGACACGAAGCGACAUGAACAAAGUGAGGCUGUGCCGGCGUUGGCCCUGGCGAAGGCGAAGUUCUGGGGCAGCCAGGAGUCGAAGGAUGCCUUGGCGCUGCUCCGUGAGAUCGGUGCCACCUGGGGCGAAACGGCGAUGCUGCUCAGCCUGGCGCUGCAGGCGGCAAAGGACCCUGCCAAGGCUCGAAGUCUGCUGGAGAUCGCCAGGCAGAAGCAACGCAGGUGGCAGGAAGCCUUUGCCCAGCUGACGUUGUCACUGGGGGCUCUCUCCAAGGGCAGCCCGGGCCUGCAGGCCGUGGAGGACUUUUUGCAGAUCGCACAGAAGCACGGUGUGCGGAUUGCCGCCACAGACGUCGGCUACGUGGACUCUGGUCUGCGGAGGUUUGAGGGCCUGAGCACCAUGGAGGACCUUCAGGAUAUCCAUGACCGUUUGAGCGCGGCCUCAAAAGGUGGGCAGAGGUCGGCUGUAGCUUGGGCCACCCUGGACAUGGCCAAUGCUAAGCUUGGGCAGGGCGACAAGCUGCAGGUGCCAGAAGUGGAGGAGGCCUUGGCGCAGCUGGAGAAGUUGGGCACCAAAGAAGGCCUCGCCAUGGCUCGCCUGGAGGUGUCGCGCAGCCGCUUGGCGACGGGACGGCCUGUCGAGGCAUUGAAGGCUGCGAAGCUGGCUGCAGCGACCUUCCAGGAGCUGGGCGAUGUGGCAAGUGCUGCUGGCGCGCAGGGCGCAGCGGCCUUGGCCCAUUUGGAGUUGGGGCAGCUACCGGAGGCGGUUUCCUUAGCCUCCAAAGCUCCUCAAGAUCUCGCCGAGCGAGGCUUGCGAAGAGCCUGUGCGGAGGCUUUGCGUGUGGCCAGCCGGGUCUAUUUGGACGCUUGUGAGCUCGAACGCGCCAUGCAAGUGGGGCUCGAGGCUUUCCAGUGCGUCUUUCAAAGUACUUGUGACUGGGUGUGCAGGUGCAUCCGCGUUGGAUUCGCGUCAUGUGCAGAGGACUACGCCACUUUCAGGAUUCCAUGUUUGCAGGGCACGCCGAAUACCUUUCGGCCGGGCGCGCACAGUGGAGAUCGCAAGACCAUGCUGGGGCUGCUGGAUGAGGCUUCCCAGACGAUUGAAUGUUGCGUGGGCGUGCUGCAGGGCCGAGUGUUUGAGGUGGGCUUGAAGGUGGGCCCCUAUCUGCAUCGCUUGCUCCACACAUAUCCGACCUUAGCGGAGAGGUUAGCGACAAUCUUGGAGAACAACCCAGCGGCAAUUCAGUAUGGGAUGUUUUGUAGCCCACCGAGCUGUGAGGAGGAGACGAUCGGUCCAUUGGCUCUGCAGGAGGUGCUCCUGAAACGCCUGGCGCGCUUCAGUGACGAGGAGGCUGCCUUGGCCAUACCACGAGGACCUCGAGCCGGACGACGCGGAUGGAGCAACCGGAGUGGUCAGCCGAAGAUGGAGCAACCUCAGGAGCUUCCGGAGAUGGAGACGGAGGUCCUGGUGAAGGAGACAGAGGUCCUAGAGAUGGAGACGGAGGUCUUGGUGAAGGAGUUAGUGAGUUGGGAUGAGAUUGGAGUGGACUUCGUGAUCGCUGGCCUCGGACGCUGCGGCACAACCUCUUUGCAUCAAAGCCUGGUAUCGCAUCCCAACAUCGCCUUUACCAGUCCUUCAGAGGACUACAAAAUUUUUGCGGAAGGCCAGUCCAACCGCUUUCUACCCACGAAGCAGACAGCCCGGGCACUCCAAAUCCGCAGCUCACAGCGCGGACAACCCGGGCUGCUGGGACUUCGAAAUCCGGCGAUUUCCUUGUAUCCGCUCUCGUACUACACCAUCUUCUUGCAAGAAAGGAUGAAGAUGAUAUUGGUGCUGUGCGAUCCUUUGAGUCGCAUCGAGAAGCAGUUCAUGUGGUUCCACUACUGUCACCCUGACGUGGAGGCGGCUGAAGCUCGAAAGGAUGCCAUUCCCAGAGUUCUGAAAUCCAGGAAUGACUGCGAUCCCAGCAUCCAUGCUUUGCUGUCAAGUCGGCAUAGCGCCUGGCUCCGCAGCCAAAUGAUUCAUUUGCACUUGCUGGAGCUCAUCAAGCUUUUCCGCCAUGAACGUCUUUUUGUCCUCCACCGCGCCAGCCUCAAUGACCGGAAGACCUAUUCGACUCUUGCUGAAUGGCUCCAGGCGCCCGCCUUUCCCCAGACGUGGAACCAGAUGCGACGUGUGAACUUCCGCCUGGGACAUCGCACGGACUUGUGCCACAACCAGACGCUUCAAGUGCUCUUGAAGCGCCGAUUGGCGCCGGAGUAUGCUGCGAUACAGUUUGCCUUGAGGUGGCAAUCGCGAACCUUCCAACAACUUGCUGCAGAUCGAGAGCUAAUGCUGCACAUCAGCCGGUGUGACAAGGAGGAGGAGCUGGUGGAAGGCCCUUGUGGGCUCUAUGACCUCGAGGAACAGGGCUGUCCGACUUGGUGA